CUCUUUGGCGUGUGUAAACCUCUAUUCCCUUUCUAGCGUGGCUUUGAGCCAAGGAAUCUUUCUACAUGUUCCUCUAUGUUGUUGCUCUACACUCUGACUCCAACAAAGGAGUGGAAAAAAAGAGAAAGCCCAAACAACCCCACUUGCCACAUAUAUAGCCACUGCUCCAACAACAUCCUUCCAAUUACUACACCAUCCUUUCUCUUUGUGCUCUUUUCCUCUUUUUCUUUAUCUUAGUGGUAACGAGGUUUCAUGUGGGCUGCUGAGACUGGAGAGAAUGUUUGGUGUCUGGGAAGUUUGAGUUGAUAAUUAUUAAGGACUGAAAAGAAAGAAACUUGUAUUCAUUUCAUUUUGGCAUGGAGUUGCUUUGAAUUUGCUUCUAGGUGGAAUCAAGUGGUUUAUUUUAUUUUUUUGUAAGUCGAAGACUUGGGGGUUUUCCGUGUUAUAAAGCUUUGAUUGAGGGAAAUUUUCUUCUUGCUCAUUUUCUAGGGAAGAGGUUAAGCAGAACAUAGUUUUUUAUCCGGGUUUCUUCAAAUUUCUUCCAUUUUCCCAGACCAACAAUCAAAAAUAAAAUGGAGGAGUCUCCUCAGUGGCUUAAUAUGAUUCCAAAGGAUAGAGAAUGGCAUGCAAGAGAAAGUAAAAGAAGGCAUGGUGUUUCAGAGGACAAGAAGCUGGAGCUGAGGCUUGGCCCUCCAGGAGAAGACCGGUCUCUUCUCUCUCUCAGCUAUUUGCCAUCCAUGGCUUCCAUAACCCACCUCCAUACCAACUCUCAUGGAGCCAAAAGAGGAUUUCAGGACACACUUGAAGCAAAACCAUGGCCUCGUGUCUCUUUGUCCUCAUCUUCUUCCGCUUUUGAGAAGCAGAAUCACCAGCCAAAGUCCUCAUACCUUCAGUACCCCGUGGUACCCCAGACCUUGGGUGCCAUAGUCGAUGAAUCCUCAAAGCCACGCCCCACAAGUAUGGCAGAUCAGGCGCAGCAGUAUAAGGAUAAGAUGGCAUGUUCAGUUGCUGCUGAUGCCUCAGUUUCUGCAAAUACAGCUGUGCCCAACUCCUCCCAGAAAAGAAUUGAACAUGCUCCAGUGGUUGGGUGGCCUCCAAUCCGUUCAUUCAGGAAGAAUCUUGUGAAUAGCAGCUCCUCAAAGCCUGAAUCAGAGUCACCAAACAAAAUUCCUGAGGAGACCGGCUAUGGAAAAUCUGAAAGUUCCAAAACUGGAUUGUUUGUAAAGAUUAACAUGGAUGGUGUCCCAAUUGGAAGAAAAGUGGAUCUCAAAGCCUGUGACAGCUAUGAAAAACUCUCAUAUGCUGUAGAUGAUCUCUUCAGAGGUCUUCUUUCAGCUCAAAAUGAAUCAUCUGCUGGCACUGGAAAUGAAAACAAGAUGGAGGAAGCAAAAACCAUGGCAGGAUUAUUCGAUGGAAGUGGUGAAUAUACUCUAGUUUAUGAGGAUAAUGAAGGAGACAGAAUGCUUGUUGGAGAUGUCCCAUGGCACAUGUUUGUAUCUACAGUGAGGAGAUUGCGCGUGUUGAAGAGCUCUGAACUUGCCAUCCUCUGUGUGAGUAGCAGCAAGCAAGAGAAGCCACCCCCUGGUUCUGCAGUUGAAUUUGGAAAAUGAGGAAAUUUGAAGUGAAGAAUUUCCAUACUAUAUUUGCUUUCCUCUUAGUUAUUUGGUAUGCCUUAUUUAGUGAAGAUAACCGAAGCAAAAUGUAAUAUUUGGUAUAAUUCUCUUUUCUUGGAGGUUUGAAUCUCUUUCUUUUAUUUAUGUGUUAAGGCUUUUGUAGGAUAAGUUUGUGACAUUCGAUAUGUGAAGCAUGUAAUAUUUUUGAGGGAGCGUGUCUUAAACAUUAUGCAAAGGAGUUAAAAGUAUUUUGUCUUUGUAU
Messenger RNA from Vitis vinifera (wine grape), 1875 nucleotides. RefSeq names its product auxin-responsive protein IAA2. The transcript has 6 exons. NCBI's taxonomy places the organism in Eukaryota, Viridiplantae, Streptophyta, Magnoliopsida, Vitales, Vitaceae. The coding region runs from base 573 to 1610 and encodes 345 amino acids. Gene Ontology annotation, biological process: regulation of DNA-templated transcription. Gene Ontology annotation, cellular component: nucleus. The record is from RefSeq and is a predicted model, not a curated record. Gene Ontology annotation, molecular function: protein binding.